CGAACUCAGAACCUGGAUGCCGGGCUGCAUGCUGAGGUCUUCCAUCUCUCCCGCACCCAAGUCGCCCUCUUGGGUUUCCAUGGCCACAGAGGCCGCGUCCUCAUCCCUCAGCCAUCACCGCAGGCCUCCAGGGAGUCCCGGCAUAGGGCGCCAGUCCAGUGGCUGGGUGUCCCAGCCCCGGUCGACGCUCCUUUCCUAGCAGGGCUUGCGUCCUCCCCCGGGGUCCCCGGGGCACCCACCAGACCCCCGGGAGGGGUGCUGUCCAGGGCGGGAGACGGGGCUGCUCCGGGGACCGGGGAGGAGCAGACGCGCCCCUGCUGGCCGCCCGAGCUGGCCAGGGCGCCCCGGGCCCGCGCCCCGCCCCCCGCAGCCCCGCCCCGCCCCGCCCCCUCCCCGCCGGCGCCCGCCGCUCCUGGCGCUCGGAGCGCGCGGGCCUGGGGACUCGGGAGCCCGCCGCCGGGGCCGCAGCAUGGGGCGCUUCCGCGGGGGCCUGCGGUGCAUCAAGUACCUGCUGCUCGGCUUCAACCUGCUCUUCUGGCUGGCAGGCUCAGCCGUCAUUGCGUUUGGACUAUGGUUUCGAUUUGGAGGCACCAUAAAGGAUUUAUCAGCAGAGGACCAGUCCCCAGAAUAUUUCUACAUGGGCCUGUAUGUGCUGGUUGGAGCCGGCGCCCUGAUGAUGGCCGUGGGCUUCUUUGGAUGUUGCGGAGCCAUGCGGGAAUCACAGUGUGUGCUGGGAUCAUUUUUCACCUGCCUACUUGUGAUAUUUGCUGCUGAAGUAACUACUGGAGUGUUCGCUUUUAUAGGCAAGGGUGUAGCCAUUCGACACGUUCAAACCAUGUAUGAAGAGGCCUAUAAUGAUUACCUGAGAGACAGGGCAAAGGGAAAUGGCACGCUCAUGACCUUCCACUCAACAUUUCAGUGCUGUGGAAAAGAAAGUUCUGAGCAGGUGCAGCCCACGUGCCCAAAGGAGCUUCCGGGCCACAAGAAUUGCAUUGACGAAAUUGAAACCAUAAUCAGCAUAAAGCUUCAGCUCAUUGGAAUUGUUGGUAUUGGAAUUGCAGGUCUCACGAUCUUUGGCAUGAUAUUCAGUAUGGUCCUCUGCUGUGCGAUACGAAACUCUCGAGAUGUGAUAUGACAGCACUACUUCUGCACAAAAGCCACAACCCAGAGUCUUGCUACUAAAUGUCACCGUGGCUGUCUUCCAGCUCGUUUUAACAUUCAACGGAUGUUAGGUUCUAAAAGAAUUUGCUGUUAGUUGUACAUUUGCACAUGUGUGUAUGUUUGGCUCAUUACCCAUUUGCCCCUUGAGUGAGUUCCUAUGUGUGUUGACUGAGUGCCUAUUCACAUGUGAUUUGAGUGUUUCUGGUAUAUGCAUUACACACAACAAAAUUUGUUUGCUGGGAA
Messenger RNA from Ochotona princeps (American pika), 1404 nucleotides. RefSeq names its product tetraspanin 2 (gene TSPAN2). Gene Ontology annotation, cellular component: membrane. NCBI's taxonomy places the organism in Eukaryota, Metazoa, Chordata, Mammalia, Lagomorpha, Ochotonidae. The transcript has 8 exons. Bases 470 to 1135 code for a protein of 221 amino acids. The record is from RefSeq and is a predicted model, not a curated record.